AAUGAAAAUAAUGUUGGCUCUGGUCGCAGAAUUUCCCUACUAGCUAGCCUACUAUAUUUUCAUAUUCCACGUUCCACAGUAUCGCUUGAAUCCUGGUGGCUACGGAUUAACGUUAUACCACAAUGUUGGCGGUAAAGAGAGCACUGCAGUUUGGUCUGAGGAUAUCUUCGACUGUGUCAAGACGUGGCUGCGCAGGUUCUGCUGUUCCGGUUGAUGAUGUUGUGAACGGCUUGACGGACGAGCAGAUCCAGCUGAGGCAAACAAUCCAAAGGUUCUGUCAGGAGCAACUGGCGCCUUUUGCAGAUGAGAUUGACAAGAGCAAUGAGUUCAAAGGGAUGCGGGAAUUCUGGAGAAAGAUGGGUGAUCUUGGAGUACUUGGGAUCACUGCUCCAUUGGAGCUGGGUGGCUCGGGAUUGGGCUAUCUGGAUCACGUGAUUGUGAUGGAGGAGAUGUCGAGAAUAUCAGCAGCUGUGUCACUUAGCUAUGGGGCACACUCCAAUCUCUGCAUCAACCAGCUGGUGCGCCAUGGCAACGAAGCACAAAAGGAAAAAUACUUGCCCAAGCUGAUAACAGGGGAGCACGUUGGGGCCUUGGCUAUGAGUGAGCCCAAUGCUGGCUCCGAUGUGGUUUCCAUGAAGCUGAAGGCCAAAAAGGAAGACAACCACUAUGUUCUCACCGGAAACAAGUUUUGGAUCACCAAUGGGCCAGACGCUGAUGUGCUAGUCGUAUACGCAAAGACUGAACCUGAGGCUGUGGCUCGUGGCAUCACUGCCUUCAUUGUGGAGAAGGGCAUGCCAGGGUUCAGCACUGCCCAGAAGCUAGACAAGCUUGGGAUGCGAGGAUCCAACACCUGUGAGCUCAUCUUCGAGGACUGCAAAGUUCCAAAAUUGUGUUUCCCAGAGGAAAACGUCCUGGGCCAACUGAACAAAGGCGUGUAUGUACUGAUGAGCGGCCUGGAUCUGGAGAGACUGGUGCUUUCAGCAGGUCCUUUGGGCAUCAUGCAGGCAGUACUGGAUUACGCAAUCCCUUACAUGCAUGUCCGAGAAGCAUUUGGACAGAGGAUCGGCCACUUCCAGCUUCUACAAGGCAAGAUGGCAGAUAUGUACACACGGUUGAGUGCGUGCCGGCAGUAUGUGUACAACGUAGCUCGCGCCUGUGAUAAGGGCCACUUCAGUGCCAUGGACUGUGCUGGAGUCAUUCUUUACUGUGCAGAAAAUGCCACACAGGUUGCUCUGGAUGGAAUUCAGUGUCUUGGGGGUAACGGAUACAUCAACGACUACCCCAUGGGUCGAUUCUUGCGGGAUGCCAAGCUGUAUGAGAUUGGAGCAGGCACCAGCGAGGUGCGCAGGCUGGUCAUCGGCCGUGCUUUCAACGCCAUGUACAAGUAAAGCAGCUCAGGUGGGCUCAGGCCACGCUGCCACCACCAAGCUGUGCUGUUGCUCCCAGGAGAAGAGGCCUUUCAAAUUCAACUGCUUGUGAAACACAUUUCAAAAGCAGGAAACUUUUGCUGACACUAAAAAUGUUUGGUUAUUUUCUAUAGACCCAGAACUAGGCCAUCCAAGGACUAAAACAGCAGUCCGUAGCGUAGUGGUUAAGGUAUAUGACUGGGACCCACAGGGUCGGUGGCUCGAUCCCUGGUGUUGCCAUGAUAAGAUCCGCACAGCUGCUCUUGAGCAAAGCCCACAUUGUUCCAGGGGGAUUGUCACCUGUUUAGUCUAAUGAACUAAGUCGCUUUAGAUAAAAGCAUCAGCUGAAUAACAUGUUAAUGUAUUGAAAAACUGUUAGACUUCAAAGUAAUCAUAUGCAAGGCCACUAGGCCUGUACAGAGUUGUUACUUAAACUGUUCCCAAAAUGGCUUGAUUAUUAUGGCUAUACCAGUGCCCAAAAGCAUGAAAUCUCAUUGGUGGAGGGAAACAUGUGUAUGCAAGUGUUGCUGAACAGUGUUUUUUGAGAAAGAUCUUCCCUUAGGGGCAGCGCCAAUCACAAAAAAAUAUACAUUCUGUAUGUAUUAAGACGACUGGCUUACAAAAGAUUAUUUGUUAGUUUAAUUCUUGAUUUAAUUUAAUCUUCUAAACCCAUUUGAAUAUUAGCUCUUGUAAAACAUCCUGCUGUGUGCUGUGUUAAAUAUUGUUAUGAACUCAAUUUCAUUGGGCAGCCCUCGGAAAAACAACAUAUUUACUCAACUGAAUAUUUGGAAAAAGAAUACUGUCAUUUUCAAAUAAAUGCCUUUUAUUUGUGGUAAUUUGGCACUUCAGUAGAACAUGUAUCUGCUGUGCUGUGAACAUUUGUGUUAUAAACCUCUAGACCCAUUUGGGUUAGUUGUUUUGAAUCACACCCUUGAAGCUGCUGUUUCUGCAUCUAUGUUUGUAUAAAAUAAAUAACAAAAAUAUAAGGCUCUGAA
This is a messenger RNA of Conger conger (European conger), 2401 nucleotides long. It is a transcript of the gene ivd, whose product is annotated as isovaleryl-CoA dehydrogenase. NCBI's taxonomy places the organism in Eukaryota, Metazoa, Chordata, Actinopteri, Anguilliformes, Congridae. Gene Ontology annotation, cellular component: mitochondrion. The record is from RefSeq and is a predicted model, not a curated record. Gene Ontology annotation, molecular function: 3-methylbutanoyl-CoA dehydrogenase activity; flavin adenine dinucleotide binding. The transcript is spliced from 12 exons. The coding region runs from base 123 to 1388 and encodes 421 amino acids. Gene Ontology annotation, biological process: L-leucine catabolic process.